AUAAUAUUAGUAUUAGUGUUAAAUUUUAAAUGAAAUUAUUAGACAUGAAAGGGUUUAUAAUUUUCACCUUGUUGUUUGUUGCCGCUAAUGCGGUCCCAUUUCUAGACAAAUUACGCGAACCACACGCUGGAAAGACCUGGGUAGUAUUAGCUGCCAGCUCCGAGGGCUGGGACAAUUAUGGUAUGGAGGCCGACGUAUACCACGCCUACCAAGUGGUGCGCAAACACGGAAUACCCGACGAAAACAUAAUUGUUAUGCAUUACGACGAUAUCGCUCACCACAAGAGUAACCCCACACCCGGUGUAGUCGUCAACCGAGUGAACGGCACCGAUGUCUACAAAACGCCGUACGAAGUGCCCAAACACUACACCGGAAAGGAGGUCACCGUUGAGAACUUCUUGGGUAUCCUUAAAGGAGACCCGAAGUUAGAGAAAGCGGGCAAAAAAGUACUUAAAAGUGGACCCAAUGAUCGCGUAUUUGUCCAUUUAAAUGACCAUGGUGGUGAUGAGGUGGUAUUUUUCCCUAAUUUCGAGACUACAUUAUCGGCCAAGGACUUGAAUGAUGCUCUCAUUGAAAUGCACAAACAAAAUAAAUUUGCCCAGUUGGUAUUUUACCUAGCUGCUUGCGAAGCGGGUUCAAUGUUUGCCAAACUGUUGCCUAACGAUAUCAAUGUGUACGCUAUUACCGCUACUAAGCCUGGUGAAUUAGGUUGGAAAGCCGAAAGUGAUCAUGGCACAUAUGAUACGUGGGUUGCUACCUUUUUCACGGUCGUAUGGCUCGAUGACAGUGAAAAAAGUGAUUUGACCAAGGAGCUUAUUUCCGGUCAAUACGACUACUUUGUUGAGCAUAAUAAUUUCACCAUGGACGGCUCACACUAUUCGCAACACGCCCAACAAUAUGGCGAUUUGAGUAUCGCAGCUAAACAACACGUGUCCGAUUAUCAAGGUGAUAAAAAAGCUCCAAAAGUACAUUCCGGUGCUUAUAAACCCAGUGGUUUUGCACCUAUUAGAGGUUCACAAUUGUUCAAGCUACAAAGUCUAAUUAAAAACACAAAUGAUGCUGAUCAAAAGUCACAAUAUGUAUCGCAAUUGAAUGCAUUGCUAAACAACAGACAAGUGUUGGACAAACAGAUCGAUGAAUAUGUGAGACAAUUGCCGGCAAUUGACGCCAAUAUCGCAUUGAAUGGCAAACUAGAGCUCAAUAACAGAGACUGUUAUAAGAAACUGAUCGACACUUUCAAUCAAAAGUGCUAUGGAUUUAGCAAAAACACAUAUGCUAUAAAUAAGCUUGGGAGUUACUAUAUCGAAAGUCAACAGUAUAAGUACUGUAAUAUGUACUAA
Messenger RNA from Oppiella nova, 1340 nucleotides. The record is from the annotation of a GenBank genome assembly. Lineage: Eukaryota; Metazoa; Arthropoda; Arachnida; Sarcoptiformes; Oppiidae.